This is a messenger RNA of Saccharomyces cerevisiae S288C, 381 nucleotides long. It is a transcript of the gene HMRA1, whose product is annotated as Hmra1p. Lineage: Eukaryota; Fungi; Ascomycota; Saccharomycetes; Saccharomycetales; Saccharomycetaceae. Gene Ontology annotation, molecular function: DNA binding; DNA-binding transcription factor activity, RNA polymerase II-specific. The transcript has 3 exons. Gene Ontology annotation, cellular component: nucleus. Gene Ontology annotation, biological process: negative regulation of DNA-templated transcription; regulation of transcription by RNA polymerase II; regulation of DNA-templated transcription. Bases 1 to 381 code for a protein of 126 amino acids. The record is from RefSeq and is marked reviewed.
AUGGAUGAUAUUUGUAGUAUGGCGGAAAACAUAAACAGAACUCUGUUUAACAUUCUAGGUACUGAGAUUGAUGAAAUCAAUCUCAAUACUAAUAAUCUUUAUAAUUUUAUAAUGGAAAGUAAUUUGACUAAAGUAGAGCAACAUACAUUACACAAAAAUAUUUCUAACAAUAGGUUAGAAAUAUACCACCACAUUAAAAAAGAGAAGAGCCCAAAGGGAAAAUCAUCAAUAUCACCCCAAGCACGGGCAUUUUUAGAACAGGUUUUUAGAAGAAAGCAAAGCCUUAAUUCCAAGGAAAAAGAAGAAGUUGCAAAGAAAUGUGGCAUUACUCCACUUCAAGUAAGAGUUUGGUUCAUAAAUAAACGUAUGAGAUCUAAAUAA